UGGUGCAUUUUUAGUAGUUUACUAGAUCGCUUACGAGUUGCUGCAAAUUGCAGUCCGAUGCAGGCUUUAUCGAGCUCAAUACAAUCGAGAACCGCAUAGAGAUAUCACAUCACUGGUUAUGUCCGAUUGUGUUUUAUUUUGUUUAUGUCCAUGUUUCCAGUGACAUUCCUAUCACUAAAACAUGGCGAGGUAGUAUGUUGAUAUUUACCUGAAGUGCAUCUUCGUUUAACGAGUGUAGGGAAGCUUUAAAUCUGUCAACGUACAUCUGCAAUUCGAGUGACUUGCGAAGCAAUGCACUCGGUCAGUGCCAGUUUACCGAGUUCCACGGAUGUGAAUGAUGCUUCGACUUUGAUUAAACGAAAUCAAAAUUGUCAGGCGACUGACGAGAGUACUGGUGAAUCAUGCGGCGAAACUAAAGGUCUGCAUAUUCUUGAUGAAUUCCGCAAAUUGUACGAAAGUCGCAUCGAAAAGGUCGAUCGAAUAUCGGAUGGCGAAUCUGACCGAGUUUCCAUGAAGCUGCAGAUAAUGAGCGAUUGGAUUAAAGAUUUAGGGGAGCAGAAUACAAUGUUGGUCCAUACGGUGGAAGAUUUAGAACAGGCUGCAUGCAGUAGAGUUAAAAUGUUAGAAGAGAAACUGAAGCAAUCAUCGCAGAUAGUUGUAGAUAAUUUAACAAGAUCAAAUCAUUCUGAAAAGGCUCUAAAUACUCUUUCAAAUCGUGUUAACCAAUUAGAAAAGGAUGAAAAAUAUUUACAACAAAAAAUAGAAUAUUUGCAAAGUGACAUUAGAGGACUGUUAGAAGUAAUUCGACGUGCACGUCAGCAAAAUGUUUGGAGUCUUGAGGGUAUUACAUUCUUAGAGAUUCAGCCUGAGAAUAUUCCAAUUCCAAUAGACUGCAUCUGUGGUCAGGAACAAACAGACACUGAACAUGUAAAAUCCUUGAAUUUGCAAAUAGAACAAUUUCAAGAAAAUGAAAAAAAGAUGCUCAGAUCACAAUUUGAGUUUGAAGAAAAAAUAGCAGAUCUCAAGACAGAAUUAUCAAUGAAGGAUGAGACAAUAAAAAAUUACAUCUCCAGACUACAGUGUUUUUACGAGAAACUCAAGGAACAUGUCAAACAAACAAAUCAAAUUAUUAGUCACUCAUUGAUCACUUCUGAUCAAGAUUGCAAUAUUAUCUUAAUACCUGACAUUUUGGAAAGUAUAUUAGACGCGAAAGAUACGGAAAACAGAAACUUACGGCGGCAACUCCAGCAUGUUGAAUCCAAGCUUAUGGUACAUACUUAUGAAAAUAAUAUUGAUGCAACAAAUUUGAAAGUACAAUUGGAAGAAAAAUCUAACAAAGUGCAACAACUGGAAGAAAAAGUGGCCCAACUAGAAAAAGAAGCUGAAAAAACACAGGGUACACUGACGGCGGAGAUCGUUACAUUGGAAAAACAAAAUUAUCACGCAAAUGUAGGAAAUCUUUUAAAAGACGAUCUGAUCAAAGAAAUGCGGAAAGAACUGAAAGAAGCGACUUUAGAGGAUACUUCUUCUCGGAAAGUCUACAUCAAUACAAAUAAUUUAUCAGAGGAGAAUUCUUCGCCUUCAACAGAUAUUACACAUUCUAAGGAUGAAUUUAUAUCAUUCUUGAAUAGCACAAAAAAUCAUGUGCAGAAAGAAUGCGAAAUAUUGUCCAGCUUAAAGCUUGAGCUAGGGAAAUUCCUUGAAAAAUUAACUAUGAAAGAUGAUGAGGUGUGUUUGAAUGGCUGCAUUAUGUCUAACAGUUGUGCAAAUAAAAAUAAACAUUGCGUAGGCGGCAUAUCGGACAAGCUUGUCAACUGUAUUGAAAUUAUAAUCAGGAUGUAUUCAGAAAGAGAAAAAGAAAUUAGUCUGUUUGAUUGUAUGAUAAAAAAAGAAGAUAAUCACUGCGUGUGCGGCGAUUCUAAAGAUAAUAAAUCAAAUGUAAACACCAAACUGCACUUCAAGCUGAUGGAGGAAUUCAGAAUAUGCACUGUAGAAGCUCAAGCAGCAACAGAAGAUAUUCGCGAGGAGAUAAACACGAUUGUUUCGAUAUUUAAUUCACAACACCAAAACUAUGAGGAAUUGAACAAAAUGGCUACUAAUGUACAAAGUUGUUUGGCAAGAACGCGAGAAGGACUUAUAGAAGAAAUAAAUCGAUUAGAACUUCAAGAGGAGGAAAGACUGAGGCACAGUGAAAGAAUUGUAAGUGGCAAGCUUAAAUUAAAGGAUAUAAAAAAUGAAAUUAAUCUUGUCCAAUCAGAGCUGUCUCGGUGCAUUAAUGGUAUACAGGAGGAUAUACAGAAAUCCAGCGAAUGUGGAUACACAGAAGCAUGCAUCAGUAAUGAUUUAUUAACGACGCUAACGGAAGAAGUUGAGCAAAUAUUGAUAAAUUUGCAAUUAUUUCAAACUCAGGGUGGUUGUGUAACGUCAACACUAAAAGGAUUAAGAAGUCAGCUAUGCAUUAUAGAUUAUUCUUUAAAGGAUUUACAGAAAAAAGCUGAUGAAGCGCUGUUGAAUAACGAAGUUUCAAAAACGAUAUUCUGUGAAAGAGAAAGCAGAUUAGGUAAACUCGAAGAAGAAAUUGAUUGUGCACAUACAAAAAUGCAAGAUGUAUUAGAAACUUUUCUUUCCACAAAACAAGAAGAAAAGGAGCAGUCUUCUCUACCUUACACCUUUGACAAUCAGGAAGUAAAUGACAUAAUAAAAACGAAAGAAGAUUUACAUAAAUUAAGGAAGGAAUAUGACGACCUAAGACUUAACAUGGUUCAGCAAACAUGUCAGAUGCAGAAUGAUGACAAAUUAAAUAAGUGGAAAAAUCGUGUAACUGACUUGGAAACUGAAAUUAGGAUGUUGCAGCAUGAGGUGAAAUGCAAACAAGAAGCAAAUAAUUUUUUGAAGAAUAGUAUCCAAUUCAUGGAGAAAGAAUUGACUGCUGUACGAAUCAAAGCGGAGAAUUAUAGACAAUGUCAUAGCAAAGAUAACAUGGAAUUGAAAAAGAAAAUAAUAGAACUGGAAAAUAUUAUCAAAACGCAGAAAGAAAUAGAAAAUAAUCUUAGAAAAAAUUUAAAUGAUGCAGCGAAUGUUAAGAAAUCUGCAGAAAUCUCAAGUGCUUUUCAAAUGGAUUGUGUGACAGAAACAGUGCUUUCACGUUGCGACUAUUCAUCCAAACAUGAGAAUACAUGUGAAUUAUUUAAAAUUGUACAAGACGCAGUGCAGUCUGCAAAACUGACGGUGCAAGAUCUUGAAAGUGAACUUAAAAAAUUGAUACGUGAAGAAUCAUCGUUUUCUUCUGUUUCUGCAAGAUCUGUUGCGGCACUGACGGAUUUAUUAGGAAAAUGUAAAGAAAAAUUGGAUGCUUGCUGUCAUGAGUUAAGCAAACUUAAAAGUGCUGUAUAUUCCAAAGAGAAACUUUUGGAAAACUUAGAAGAAGUUAUACAUAUACAACGGGAUUCUUUGACAAUGAGCCAAGCUGAAGUAAAAAAUCUCCAUCAAAAACUGCAAGAUAAGCUUGAUAAGCAAAGCCUCAUUAUCACGCAAUAUGAGAAAGAGAAGAAUGAAUUGUUAAAACAGAAUGAACUCCAAAUUCAGACUAUCGGGCAUUUACAGAAUGCCGUUGUUGAAGCUAAGAGAAAUUUGGAUCAGAUGAGUCAUAAAACGAUGAGCGACCUUCGCGAGAAAGAUGAAACCAUUCGUCAACUAACAAUCUGUAUCGAUGAGACGCAGCAUCAGUACAAUGAAUGUUUCACAGAGGCAACUAGCCAGGAUGUGUUACUAGAUUUGCAACGAGAUGCUAUCGACAGUCUGCAUAAAAGAAUUCGUUGUUUGGAAUAUGACAAGUAUUUGAAUGUCACUAUGCUGCAUACAAUAUAUAAUUCGAUUCUAAAUACAGUACAGAAACAAAUGCAUGGUCGCUCAAAAGAUUUCCCGGAGCUGAAAUCGAAGAUGGAUUUUAUGCAGGCGGAAAAUUCCUCCAAAAUCAAAUGCACAAGGAAAUCGUGCACAAUAUGUCCUGAAGACAAAAAUUGCGACAUACAAGACUUAGAGUACUCUUCAAAUGGCAUCACAUGUAGAAUGUUAUAUAUGAAAGAAUAUCCAGAUAAUUUGAGAUAUAAAGAAGUGGAGAUGGAUAGUAUCGCCGAAAUACAACGAUUAAAAAUGAUAUUAUGCAAGAUUCAAGAUAUCGACAGCGAUUUAAGAUGCAAAAAUCCGCUACCUGAUCAUCAAUACUUCAUAUCGGAAGUUCACAAUUUGUCGAAGAAACUAGAGCACAUUGAGCAGAAGGAAAUUGCAUAUAAAAAAGUUGUAUUAAAACUACGAGAUGCGGAAAAAGAGAUCAAGAUCUUGAUGGACCAAGCUGUUAGUAAAGAAGAAAUCAUUAGGGACCAAUCCUGUGAACUUGAAAGCCUUCGAAACAAAUUGUUCACAAAGGAUCAAGAAUUAGAGGAGAUUCUACCCGAAUUAACUAUGUUCGAGCGGGAGAUGGUGGCUAUUUUGUGUGAUCGAAUACAUUCUUUGAAAACUCUGCUUCAAGACAGAUCGAACAACAUGGUUAAAUUGCAAGCUGAUUACGAAUUGCUUAAGAAUGAAAAUUCUAUAUUAACGAGGCAGAUUCACAUCACUGAAGUCCAGGCUAAGAAAGAUAUCUCUCACUUAAAGAAAAAGCUCAAUGAGGUACAAUUAAAAUUGCUCGAAACGGAAGAUAAUUAUCAACGAAUAAUUGAAGGUUUUAAUAAAACUGAGGAACAGCUAAUGUUAACAGCAGUAAAAGAAUCUAACUCGCAAGAAAUGAUAAUUAUGGAACAGGACUUCAAUUCAAAAAUUGAAAAAUUAAAGGAUGAAACGAUCAAUCUUCAUGAUUUGUUGACUGAACUACGCAAAGAAUUGGAAAACGCCAGAAUGGAACUUGAAUUAAAGACUAAUGAACUUCAUCAAACGCAAGAUAAAUGCAACAAUUAUAGUGAUCAAUUGGAUAUGCUACGUGAAAAGCUUCAAAAUGAACAGAAAGAAUUAACGAAAAUCAAAAAAACAAACCACGACUUGAUUCAUCAAUUGCAGAAAUAUACGUACGACAAUUAUCAUCUUAACGAAGAGAAAAUUUCACUUGAACGAAAUAAUUCCGUAUAUAUAAAGGAGCUUGAAGACAUGCGCAACUUUUUACUCGACUUAAAACGGGAAUAUCAUACAAAGGACCAAUCUCUAGCAUGUAUGUCAGCUGACUUAAGUGAAGCAGCUGUUAAUAGCUGGAAUCUUUGUCAGGAAUCUGAAGAUAUAGUUUUAUGCAUUCGUGGUUUUAUGGAACAGCAGAAAAAACGUAAUAAAAACUUACUGCAAAACUUAGAAAAUAAGACGCAGCUUUUAAAUCAACUAGUGUAUGACAAAAAAGCUUUAUUAAAUAAACUCAAGCGAAUGAAACGUACCAAUUUAUCGCUACAGAGAUUGAGAAGAAAGAAAAAAGAAUUAACUAAUAAAGGUUUUAAAAAAGUGUAUCAUAUCUCGCAAUCAGUCGUAACACAUCAGAAUGCAAACAGUGGUCUAAUUGCGAGUCCGAAUUAUACAAAUGAUUUAUACAAGAAAUGUUUCGUAGAAUCAAUUAAAACUGAUUCAAAUAUAUCAACUUGUGGCAGUUCAUGGUGUGAAACGGAAUCCAACACUUCACUGGAAGAAGAAAGCCAUGAUUAUGGUUAUCAAUCGUCUUCUGCAAGCAAAUGAAGAAGAAGAAAGAAAAGAUUCACUUUGCUAAAGACUGAAGAAAAAAUGGAAGUUUUCUUCUUAUUUUUAUGUCGACUAUUGUCCCGAGUAUCCAUUUGAUACAUUUUGAGCUAAAAAUUUUGAUAGUUUUUGGCGAAAAUUGCCAAAUGUUUUUAGAUUUCUAGAAGAAUUUUACAUUAAUAAUAUCAAUUAUUAAAAUUAAAAUGGAUACUUGGGUAUUGAUACAAAAGUUAAAUGUAGAAAUCUUUAAGACGAUUUAUAUUAAUAUUAGCU
This is a messenger RNA of Linepithema humile (Argentine ant), 5979 nucleotides long. Its product is annotated as putative leucine-rich repeat-containing protein DDB_G0290503. NCBI's taxonomy places the organism in Eukaryota, Metazoa, Arthropoda, Insecta, Hymenoptera, Formicidae. The record is from RefSeq and is a predicted model, not a curated record.